AAAGCGUCGCUUUUGACCCCAAGACGGCUGCUCUGGUUCCCAGUGACGUGUACGAUCUGCAAUUGCGCAUCGACUCGCCGAUCCUCAGGAACGCGACUUUCGGCGGCGAACAGCUUGGCGCCGUGGGAACACGAGAGUUUGUACUUGCGGCUGCGAAUG
This is a messenger RNA of Amoebophrya sp. A25, 159 nucleotides long. Lineage: Eukaryota; Dinophyceae; Syndiniales; Amoebophryaceae. The record is from the annotation of a GenBank genome assembly.